Messenger RNA from Schizophyllum commune H4-8, 1867 nucleotides. RefSeq names its product DnaJ-domain-containing protein. The record is from RefSeq and is a predicted model, not a curated record. The transcript is spliced from 9 exons. Gene Ontology annotation, cellular component: cytoplasm. Lineage: Eukaryota; Fungi; Basidiomycota; Agaricomycetes; Agaricales; Schizophyllaceae. Bases 16 to 1701 code for a protein of 561 amino acids.
UUGUCCGCUUUCAUCAUGGGCGCCCAGGGCAGCAAAAAUCAGGCUGGCGAUCCCGACGCUGUAGACUACUACCAGCUGCUGGAGGUUGACGAGAAUGCAACGCAGGACGAGAUCAGGAGAUCGUUUCGAAAGCUCGCGCUGAUCCAUCAUCCCGACAAGAACCCAGACAACAUCGAAGAGGCUACAAAGCGUUUUGCUACUUUGCAGCAGGCCUACGAGGUCCUCAGCGAUGAGCAGGAAAGGGCCUGGUACGAUUCGCACAAAGCCUCCCUUGCCCCCGAACCCGACGAUGCGACCGUCUUCGAAGAAGUCCGCAGAGGCGCGCCACCGUCCAAAGCCAGGGAUCGCGGCUUGACAGUUCAUCACCUGGCGCACUUCUUCUCGAUAGUAUGGACAGGCUACGAUGACAGCGCGGAUGGCUUCUACAACAUCUAUCACCAGCUCUUCAACCGUCUCGCGGCGGAGGAAGCCAUGUUUGAGCCCGACGUCACUUACCCAUCCUUCGGAUACUCUAAUACGCCCUGGGGUACUGCGAAGUCAAGCGGCGAACCUGACGUGCGAUCGUUCUACACCGCAUGGACGAAUUUUGCCACCGCGAAGGACUUUGCUUGGGCGGACCAAUGGAAUUUGAAUGAGGCGCCCGAUAGACGGGUUCGCCGGUUGAUGGAGAAGGACAACAAGAAGGCUCGAGACGAUGGCCGACGCGAAUACAACGACACCGUCCGCUCCCUUGCCAAAUUCCUUCGCAAGCGCGACCCGCGCUACAAAGCCUUCCAACAAGCCCAAGCCACUGGCAACAUGAACACCAACGCCUCUAAAGCCGGCCAGUCAACCACUCGCUCUACGACCGAAGCAGCCGCUGCCGCAUAUGUCGAGCAAGAGUGGCAAAAGACCAACCACCACGACACGCACGCCGACCUCGAGUGGGCUUUCGCCGAGGGCGAGGAUCCGGAGGAGUGGGAGUGCGUUGCAUGCGGGAAGAGCUUCAGGAGCGAGGCGGCGUGGGACAGCCAUGAACGCUCGCGGAAGCAUAUGGUGCAGGUUGAGCGCCUGCGGAGGGAGAUGGAGAAGGAAGACGAGGAGCUUGGGUUUGAGGCGGGCGAGUUGGAGGUGGAGGAGGUCGAGGUUGAGGGAGGUGCAGAGAAUGCGGAGGAGACGCAGGAACUCGCUGAAGCGCAGAACGGCGACACAGACCUGCAGAACGAUGCCGCGGAGCCUCCGCGAUCGCCUUCGCCAGCGCCAUCCGUUCAGGCGCCGGAUGCGCACACAUCGCCAGCCGCUGAAGAAGACAUUGAAGAGUCAGCGCCCUCAACUAGUCGGAAAAAGAAGAAGCAGGCCAAGGCAGCCCCUCCGGAGCGCGAGCGCCCCACCAAGACCGAAAGACGGCGGCGCGACGUCCCGGACUUCGUCCCCGGCGAGACGCCACUCCAAUCUGAUGGAGAGUCCGACGACACUCCUGCCGCCGCUGCUGCGCCGACCAAGCGUGACAAGCGACGCGCGAAGCAGGCGAAGAAGGCGGAGGAAGCAGAGCACGGGGCGACGCAGACCAAAUGCAAUGUGUGUGGCGAGGCAUUCCCCAGCAAAACCAAGCUAUUUGCGCAUAUCGAGUCUUCGGGCCACGCGCUCGCUGCGACCGCUUCAGAUGUCAAGUUGCGUGGGAAUGGGAAGGGGAAGAAAGGGAAGAAGGGUGGAAAAUUGUAGCAUGGCGGCCUGUAGUGAUAUGUAUACGUGAGUCCUGACACAAUGAUUGUCCGCUUCCCCUUUCCUACCGAUUGUUCGUCGCCACACAUCUCGAUGUCUAGAAUCGGGGUAGAUACCUAGAUCCCCUCGAUGGCUACAUCUCAUGUGGAAGGAGAUUACUGAGGCG